AUGGGCUGGUCGCUCGCGGUGCCCGUUUUCCAGCGCAUCCACCGACGACUGCGCCGCCUGGCGCCGCCCCUCGGGGCGGGGCUUCCCUCAGACGGGGAGUGGCGCAAGGAUUGCGCGCGGCCCCUGGUCGAGGCAGGCAGCGGCCAGGACGCUGGCUGGUGGCAGGUCUACAUCGACGACUUCGAUGCGCCGGAGAUCGUCGAGGAGGUCCGCGCCAGCUACGAGAGGGCAAGCGUCUCCUUCUCGGCCGAGAAGGCGCACUGCAGGCAGCUGAGGGUCGAGCGCAUGGGCGCGGACGUCGACGGCGUCAGCGGGCGCCUCGCGGUCCCCGCUGCCAAGGCGCUGGCCACUGCGGGCCUCUGCUUGGCCGCGGUGCAGCGGCGCCUGGUCCCGUGGCGCGUGGCCAUGGCGGCCCUCGGCAAGCUCGUGAGGGCCUUCGAGUUCAGGCGGCCGCUUUUCGGGGUCCUGAACUCCGUCUGGACGUUGGCUGCGUCCUCAGCGCAGGGGGCUUACCUGGACGCAGAGAUGGUGGAAGAGCUCCUCAUGGGCGUGAUGGUCCUGCCGCUGGCCGCCUCCUCGCUGCGGGCGCGCAUCGACGGCGUGGUCACGUCCUCGGACGCGUCGGAGAUGGGCGGCGGCGUGUGCACGUCAGCUGGCCUGCGCGAGGAUGUCGCCGCCGCCUUGCAGGUGCCGAGGACGGUCCCCGACCAGCUGGGGAUAGGGGCCAGGCUCCUCAACAUGCCCGAGGACCCCGCCCGACCGUGGGCGGCAGCCAACCCACGCGUCCCCGCCAGGGCAGUCCGCAGGGUGCUGUCGGUGCUGCUCAUCGGCCUGUUCGACGGCAUCGGAGGCCUCGCCGUCGCCUUCUCGAGGCUGCCCGUCCGCAUCGCGGCCUUCGUCGCGGCCGAGACGGACGCCAAGGCGAGGCGCGUUGUCAGACUCCGCUGGCCAGGUGUCAUCGACUGGGGCGACGUCGCCCGUGUGGGCAGCGAGACGGUGCGGGAUUUGUUCGAGGCGUUCGGCGGCCUCGUCGACCUGGUGGUGGUCGCAGCGGGCAGCCCCUGCCAGGACCUGUCACGCCUCAACGUCGGCGGGCGCGGCCUCAGCGGCAGGAAGUCCUCGCUGUUCCACGAGGUGCCACGCAUCCUGGCUCUCCUCGCCGCCGUCUUCAAGGACAGGCUCGUUUGGUUCGUGGAGAACGUGGCCAGCAUGUCCGACGCCAACGUGGAGCUGAUCUCGGAGGCGCUGCAGGUGAGGCCGACGCUGGUGUGCUCGUCGGUGUUCGUGCCGUGUCGCAGGCCGCGCCUGUUCUGGACGAGCUGGGGCGUCACCGCAUCGGCGCCUCUUCGGCUGACCGACCGCGGGGUCUACGACGAGCUGGUGGGCCCUGGCGUCCCGCUCAUGGACCUCGCGUGGGAGGACGAGGGCUGCUCUUGGCCAGGGAGACCAAGGUGCUUCCCCACGCUCGUCUGCUGCAGGCCUCAGCCCUCCUUCCCCUUUGCCCCGCGUGGCUUCGCGGCUGCAUCGGAGACGGCUCGUCAAAGGUGGGCUGCGGACGGGCACAGGUAUCAUGUGGCUUUGUACGAGGACAACAACAUGAUCUGCAUCUCCUCGUUCCCUUUCCUGCUCCUCCCCACCAGCGAGGAGAGGGAGCGGCUCCUUGGCUUUGAUGUGGGGUACACCUCCCUAGCCACCAAGGGCUCGAACCCUCGGGGCGCCUCCGACGCCAGGGCCUUCCUCCUCGGCAACAGCUUCAGUAUUCACGUCGUGGCAUGGUUGUGCCACCAGCUCCUGCACCGCCGCGGCGCGCUGAACAGGGAGCUGUCGAUAGAGGAGGUGUCCCCCGUCCGCGUGUGCCGGGCGACGUGGGACCAGGCGGGGGCCUUCGUCACGGAGCCAGGAGAACGGGACACCGCGGAGGCGAGGCAGCUGGUCCUGCACUACCUCAGCCGCGCGGAGAAGGGCGGGUCGGACGUCAGGCUGGACUACGGCGUCCCCUACCGCCCGAGAGGUUGGCCGAGGACGAGCCUGGACCCGUUCGUGUGGAAGUGGCGCGUGGUGGUCAGCAUGGCGUGGCCUGGCCGGAACUCCACCCACAUAAACGUGAGAGAGUUGCAGGCGGCCACGGCGGCGAUCAGGUGGCGCGCCCGCAAGGUGGUCGCGGCCAUCGUGACGAAGGGCCGCAGCAGCAGCAGGAAGCUACAGCCCAUCCUGAGGCGCUGGAUGGCCGUCGUCGUGGCGGCCGACAUGUACCCACUGAUCGGCUACGUGGUCUCAGAGGACAACCCUGCGGACGAGCCGUCGAGGGGGCUGCUGUGGCCCGCGCCCGUGAGACGCCGCGGGACGCGCUGCCAGACUCUCUCUUCCCUGAGGGUGUCAGCGGAGACGCGGCGGCGCUACGGGCGGGCCCUGCGCGCGCUGCUGGCCCACUUUGGGGCCGAGCAGGCGGGGGCGGACGCCUUGCGCGGCGACCCCGAGGACGCAGACGCCCUCGUCGCGGAGUACCUCGAAGGCCUGUGGGCCUCUGGUGCGGGCAUCGCGGCCGCCAACAACACGCUGGCGGGGGUGUGCUUCGCGGCGCCUCGUCUGAGGCGACACCUCGACCUGAGCUGGACUCUCCUCAAGGCAUGGAGGCAUCAUGAGCCAGCGUCCAGGGUGCUGCCGCUCACGACCGAGGCCGUCGCGGCCAUGGCAGGGUUCGCGUGCGCUGCAGGUGCUUUCGACGUGGCCGCCCUCCUUCUCGUCGGCUUCGAGGGCAUGCUCCGAGGCGCGGAGGUGUUUGCCCUGGCGGUGGGCGACAUCGUCGACCGCGGCGAGCUGUUCAUAGUCCGCAUCAGCUCGUCCAAGACCACGGCGGGCAAGGACUGCGCGGAGGCAGUCGUCGUCCGCAGCAGGAUGGCCGCGGCGCUCCUGCGGAUUGCGGUCCGCGGCCUGGGUGCAGGCGCGCGGCUCUCAUGGAGGACGCCGUCCCAGCUGCGUGGUGCCCUCCGCGCCUUGGCGAGGGGCCUGGGCCUGGCGGGGCCCAUCACGUGGCACAGCCUGCGACGUGGCGGGGCGAGCGCCUUCUUCGUCAGGAGCGGCUCCAUGGAGGCGACCCUCGUGGCGGGUCGGUGGGCCUCCUCCGCCACCGCACGCCUGUACAUCGAGGGCGCGGUGGCCGACUCAGUGCGCGCCCGGCCCGGGAGCGAGGCAGCCCGCGCCCUUGCGCGGGGACUGCGGCUCCUGCAGCUGGCCACU
This is a messenger RNA of Prorocentrum cordatum, 3237 nucleotides long. Lineage: Eukaryota; Dinophyceae; Prorocentrales; Prorocentraceae. The record is from the annotation of a GenBank genome assembly.